CCAGCUCGCUCAGAGAGGCUGAAUGUCUGCAGGACAUGCUCAACCUUUGUCAGUCCAUGUUCCUUUCCUAAAUCACCAUCCGCAGCAGCAGCAGCAGCAGCAGCAGAGCUAGAGGUUUUCUCCCAUAGGUUGUCUCAGAGACAGACCCUGAAAAAGCUCCACACACUACACACCUGAAGGCUCUAUGACCACAGCAACUGCUCUAAGGGGCCAGCGGCACAGACCUUUUCAGAGCAGCAAAGCUGACCUGCGCUCAGUCCCAUGUUGAGCUGUCUGCAGUGGCUGAUGCGGCUUUAGCUUUUAGAGGUGGCUCUGCUCUUUUCCUCUGUCUCCAUCUGUCAUUCCUGGUGGUGCUUCGCUCUGUUUUCCCCCCCGUCGCUCGUGGCUUCUGUUUGAGAGUGGGUCAUUUUUUUGUCGCUGAAGAAGAACCUUUUUUCUGGAGGCUUGUCCACGUUCUCCAGAGGGCUUUAAACUUUUCCCAGUCUCCUUAUUUUUUGAACAUAUACCUCCAGCUUGCAUCUUCUCCUCCUGCCUACCUACCUUUGACUACUGUUUGACUAACUGCAACCAUGUGGGAGUUCCGGUCCAUGUCGUUCUGGCGGGCGGUGUUCGCCGAGUUCUACGGCACCAUGUUCUUCGUGUUCUUUGGCCUGGGGGCGGCCCUCCGCUGGACCACCGGGCCUCACAACGUUCUCCACAUCGCCUUCUGCUUUGGGCUGGCGGCCGCCACGCUCAUCCAGUCCAUCGGUCACAUCAGCGGCGGACACAUCAACCCGGCCGUCACCUUCGCCUACCUGAUCGGCUCUCAGAUGUCCCUGUUCCGCGCCGUCUUCUACAUGUGCGCCCAGUGCCUAGGAGCCCUGGCCGGCGCCGCCGUGCUCUACGGGGUCACUCCCAACAACAUGAGGGGUAACCUGGCUCUCAACACACUUCAGCCUGGCAUCAGCCUGGGCAUGGCCACCACCAUGGAGGUGUUCCUCACCAUGCAACUGGUCGUCUGCAUCUUCGCCGUGACGGACGAGAGGAGGAAUGGCCGCCUGGGCUCCGCUGCCCUGGCCAUUGGCUUCUCCGUGCUCAUGGGUCACCUCCUGGGGAUGUACUACACUGGAGCAGGAAUGAACCCUGCCAGAUCUUUUGCCCCUGCUGUGAUGGUCAGGAACUUUGUAAACCACUGGGUGUACUGGGUCGGUCCCAUGAUCGGUGGGGCCAUGGGCGCUCUGUUCUACGACUUCAUGCUGUUCCCCCGCAUGCGUGGACUGGCCGAGAGGCUGGCUGUGCUCAAGGGAAACCGGCCCCCCGAGGCCGAGGGCCAGCAGGACACCAGGGGAGAGCCCAUCGAGCUGAAGACACAGGCCUUAUAAAACACCACCGAUAGGGGCAUCGUCCUGAGCCCCCACACACAGGCACAGACACACACACAGACACACCUACACAUGUGUACCUUUACCCAAGUCACACAGCUUGCUUUAGCACCAAAAAAAACAACCACCACAGUGACAAUAGCAUCCUCCUGUACACAUGCACACACGCACACACACACACACACACACACAUAUGCUCAUACAGAUGUCUCUCACAGUCACUCACCCAUGCAAACACAAGGAAAGACAAAGACAAAAAAAACAAAACAAAAAAAAACCGAAACCCUCUUCCCUCUACGCCAUCGUCCCUUCCAUCCCACCUGGCCCUCUCAUCUCAGUACUCCACUCAUCCCACCACCUUCCCCUGGAUCUGCAGGACAAAGAUGGACGGGGGAGAGAGGAGGACUCCCCUCCCCCCUGAAGACGGCGCUCGCUCGCUCACUCACUCUGGGGCUUGCUGCUGAUGCCGGGAGGG
Sardina pilchardus (European sardine) is the source of this 1836-nucleotide messenger RNA. It is a transcript of the gene mipa, whose product is annotated as major intrinsic protein of lens fiber a. Gene Ontology annotation, biological process: water transport; transmembrane transport. The coding region runs from base 570 to 1361 and encodes 263 amino acids. The transcript has 4 exons. NCBI's taxonomy places the organism in Eukaryota, Metazoa, Chordata, Actinopteri, Clupeiformes, Clupeidae. The record is from RefSeq and is a predicted model, not a curated record. Gene Ontology annotation, molecular function: water channel activity. Gene Ontology annotation, cellular component: plasma membrane.